CGGGAGGACGAUGGAGGCCUCUUGGAGGAAGUCCCAGCUCAAAGGUUUGCUUCGACUCCUCAGGGAAAGAGAGGAGGAGAUCUUCAGGGCCCUCCAUCAGGACCUGGGCAAGCAUCCUGCGGAGGCCUACAGGGAUGAGAUAGGAAGCUUGAUAAAGUCUGUGAACUAUGCAUUGGACGGCUUGAAACGAUGGAUGUCGGGCAAUAAGGACUAUCCUUGGAACCGCUGAUAGGAGCGCUAGCUGCAGGCAAUGCCGUGGUUUUGAAACCUUCAGAGUUGGCUCCGGAAUGCUCUUCUCUUCUAGCCAAUGCUAUUCCUCAUUAUUUAGACGACAAAGCUGUGAAAGUCAUUCAAGGUGGUCCUGGCAUUGGAGAACGACUUCUGCAUAAAAAAUGGGACAAAAUAUUCUUCACAGGGAGUACCCGGAUAGGACGGAAAGUCAUAGCGGCAGCAGCGGAGCAUCUAACGCCCGUUACUCUGGAGCUUGGUGGAAAAUGCCCUGCCGUGAUAGACACUCUCUCCAGCUCUUUCGACAGAAAGGUCGAAUUGAUGAAGGUGUGAUGAAGAUGUUUGCAGAAAAUCCAAGGGAGUGGCGAAGUGUUGCGAGAAUCGAGAAUAAGUAUCAUUUCUUAAGAUUGUGGAGCCUUUUACUCGAUCCUCUGGUCGAAUCUUCUAUUGUCUACGGGGGAUCAAUGGAUGAAGAGAGCCUGUUUAUUGAGCCGACGAUCUUGAUGGAUCCUCCACUUCAAGCGGCAAUCAUGAUGGAUGAAAUCUUCGGCCCAUUACUUCCCAUUGUAACCCUGAACAAGAUAGAAGACAGCAUCGAGUUCAAAAACUCAAGGCCUAAUCCGUUUGUCAUCUAUGUCUUCACUAAAGACGAGCCGCUGAGGAGGAGCAUGGUAUCGAAGACAUCGUCUGGGAGCAUCGUAUUCAACGAUGCAAUCGUUCAGUAUCUAGCCGAUACUCUCCCAUUCGGUGGAAUUGGUGAGAGCGGGAUGGGCAGAUAUCACGGGAAGUUCUCCUUCGACACCUUCAGCCACCAAAAAGCAGUGGUGAGAAGAAGCUUCCUCGUCGACUUCUGGUUCAGAUUCCCGCCUUGGAACGAUCACAAGCUGCAGCUCUUCCGGUCGUCAUAUCACUAUGACUUCCUCGGGAUCGUUUUGACUGUGCUGGGCCUGAAGAGGACGAACAGAGCCUCGAAAGGCAUCUAGACGUCUAACCGAGCAUGCCUGCCAUGUCCUAUGAAGCAUCCUCGUUAAUCUAAAGAAGAUAAUUCCAUAUAUGGCAUCAACUGGCUGCGUUUGCAAAGCUUCCGGCGUCCGUCACUCCCGUAUCUUUCACUGAAUAUGUAUGGUGCGACCUUCUACCACUUUAGAACUAUGAAGAGAUUGCUUUAUACAUGCACGGGGAAGAGGGUUGGUUUGUCAUAGAUUCGACCUUUCUUUAGAAGAUCAUUUCACGUACCAAACUCCUGCCGUCUCAAAGAUCACGAACCAGAUCCUCUAGUUCCGAGUUCAUGUACUAUUCCACAUUGCGAAAGCACGUGUUCAUCGAGUUUAGCAAUA
Eucalyptus grandis is the source of this 1565-nucleotide messenger RNA. RefSeq names its product aldehyde dehydrogenase family 3 member F1-like. Lineage: Eukaryota; Viridiplantae; Streptophyta; Magnoliopsida; Myrtales; Myrtaceae. The record is from RefSeq and is a predicted model, not a curated record. Gene Ontology annotation, molecular function: aldehyde dehydrogenase (NAD+) activity. Gene Ontology annotation, cellular component: cytoplasm. Bases 393 to 1211 code for a protein of 272 amino acids. Gene Ontology annotation, biological process: aldehyde metabolic process. The transcript has 8 exons.